Lasiosphaeria miniovina is the source of this 1752-nucleotide messenger RNA. RefSeq lists its product as uncharacterized. Bases 200 to 1501 code for a protein of 433 amino acids. The transcript has 3 exons. The record is from RefSeq and is a predicted model, not a curated record. Lineage: Eukaryota; Fungi; Ascomycota; Sordariomycetes; Sordariales; Lasiosphaeriaceae. Gene Ontology annotation, cellular component: cytoplasm. Gene Ontology annotation, biological process: ubiquitin-dependent protein catabolic process. Gene Ontology annotation, molecular function: ubiquitin conjugating enzyme binding; ubiquitin binding.
UGCUCACAUGGGACAUCCUUCUAGAGGGUGCCACUGCCAUCGUCCACCGCAUUGUCAACCUACGUUGCUGCCUCGCAAACCAUAUUACGAGCCCGUUGCGUUGACAGAUAAUACCCAACCUUUUACCCAUCAGCUCAGUGGCUCCGUGGCUAUUUAGCUCCAUUCCCUCUACUGAUCCUGUAACUCUGUUUUGUCCGACAUGUCUACACCCACUGCCAAGCCGCCCGCAGCGUCAGUAGAAACAGCACCCGAGUCUCCUACCACAGCAAGACCCCUCGAGAUGGACGACGACGACGUGCAAGAAUCAGGUGUGCUGGGCAGCGAUGAUGCCACCGCUCGCUCGGCUGCUACAGCCCCAGCUGCACCCGCAGCCCCCCAAGCCCCGGCGUCUAGCGACGUCCCGCCGCCAAAGCCGCCGCGGCCCGUGCCCGAAGCCCAGCAGAACCAGCAGAUACUCAAGGAGGCCUUUCCGUCCAUCGAGCUCGCCGUCAUCAAGGCCGUGCUGACGGCCAGCGGCGGGCGUAUCGAGCCCGCAUUCAAUGCGCUCCUCGAGAUGACGGACCCCGAAGCUGCUGCCCAGCACGAGCUGCCGCCGCCGCCGCCACCGCCGCGACCUGCAGCGGUCCCCGCUGGCCCCACUUCGACGGCGCAGUCACAGCUCGAGGCCGACGAGCUGUACGCCCGCCAGCUCGCCGAGCACUACGAAAACGUGGGCGCCUAUGAGGCGAGAACCGCGAACAACCGCCCCGCGGGAGCGCCUCGAAGCCGGCAGCAGACGGCCCCCCUGAGGCAGAGCGACGAGGCCUCGGAGCGGGAGCACAACUUCUUCGACGACGAGCUGCCCGUUAUCAAGGAGGGCCUGCGCAAGGGCUUUGUUGAGACGCAGGCCAAAGUCAACACGUGGUUCACCACUCUGAAGAAGAAGAUAGACGAGCAGUUUGACGAGCAGGAUGAGCAGCCAGCGCAAGGCGGCAGCUCCUUCAUGGGCAGGCCGAGCCGCGACCAGAGCCGGCGGAGCGCCGACUACGACCGCUACGACGCGGACCCGGAGCUCCUCAGCGACGACUUUGCGGGCAUGAAGUUUAACAAUGACGGAACCCCCGUGCAAAGCAACCGGCCACUAGGAAACCCCAACCUGUUCAAGCCACCGCCGGCGUCCAAGUCGCCCAAGCCGGACGGACGGCGGGUGGCGUUCCGCGAGACAGUCGAGGACAUUGACGCCUAUAACGCGUCGCCCAAGCUGCCUCCUAAGGACACUGUGUCGCCGGGCCGAGCUAGCAAGUGGCAGCCGCUGUCCACGGUGGAGCCUAGCCCGAUUGCGGAGAACGACCCGUUCAGCCUCGGCGACAGCGAGGACGAGAAGGAGGUCAAGGACAAGACGACGGGGAGCAAGGAGGCCAAGGCCGAGGACAGCGACGCCGACCGGCUGAGGAAGGCCACGGCGGAUGCCAUGGCCGACAGCCUGGUCGACGACAAGCCAAAGGCGGACAAGGGGAAUUGAGAGGGAGCUGUGAUGCAAGGCGGGGACUGCCCUGAGUCUGGAACUGGGUCUGGAAGCUUGUUUUCUCACCGGGCCCCUCCCCUAUUUAGUCGAGUCGUAUCUCUCAUGUAAUUACCCCCCUCACCAGGGAGCUGUCACCAGGGCCGCCCUGUUCCCGAGGGAGGCCGGCCGGAACGAAGAUGAUUCUAGUACUAUAGUACAGUAUGUAGCACGAGAGUGCAGAUAUACGUACAAUGACCCGGUUGCCUACA